This is a messenger RNA of Dama dama (fallow deer), 1378 nucleotides long. It is a transcript of the gene LTA, whose product is annotated as lymphotoxin alpha. The transcript is spliced from 4 exons. Gene Ontology annotation, biological process: immune response. The coding region runs from base 141 to 746 and encodes 201 amino acids. The record is from RefSeq and is a predicted model, not a curated record. Gene Ontology annotation, cellular component: membrane. Gene Ontology annotation, molecular function: tumor necrosis factor receptor binding. Lineage: Eukaryota; Metazoa; Chordata; Mammalia; Artiodactyla; Cervidae.
CUUCUAAGCCCUGGGGGCUUCCCCAGGCCCCAGCCCCGGCCUAGAACCCGCCCGCCGCCUGCCACGCUGCCACUGCCGCUUCCUCUAUAAAGGGACCCAGGCGUCCGGGCCAAGGGGCCCCCGCACAGCAGGUUCUCCCCAUGACACCACCUGGACGUCUCUACCUCCUGAGGGUGUGCAGCACCCCACCCCUCCUCCUCCUCCUGGGGCUGCUGCUGGCCCUGCCACCCGAGGCCCAGGGGCUCCGUGGCGUUGGCCUCACACCCUCAGCUGCACAGCAACCCUCGAAGCCCUUCACCCGUGGCACCCUCAAACCCGCCGCUCACCUUGUUGGAGACCCCAGCACCCAGGACUCGCUGCGCUGGAGAGCAAACACGGACCGCGCCUUCCUCCGCCACGGCUUCUCUCUGAGCAACAACUCCCUCCUGGUCCCCACCAGUGGCCUCUACUUUGUCUACUCCCAAGUGGUCUUCUCUGGGAAAGGCUGCUUCCCCACGGCCGCCCCCACCCCUCUCUACCUGGCCCAUGAGGUCCAGCUAUUUUCCCCCCAGUACCCCUUCCAUGUGCCUCUCCUCAGCGCUCAGAAGUCCGUGUGCCCAGGGCCACAGGGACCGUGGGUGCGCUCGGUGUACCAGGGGGCUGUAUUCCUGCUCACCCGGGGAGACCAGCUAUCCACUCACACAGACGGCAUCUCCCACCUGCUCCUCAGCCCCAGUAGUGUCUUCUUUGGAGCCUUCGCUCUGUAGAAACAUCCAGAAAGAAACAAAUAGGCUUCAAGGCCUUCUCCCCAUUUUGCCUCCAUUCUGAACACUUCAGGGGUCACCUCACCUCUCCUUUGACCAUUCCAACAGUCUUGAGUCUUCCCCACCCCGGUUCUCAGCACUGGAGCUUCCAAAGAAGAAAUUCUAGGCCCACCAGGGGACCAGACCUCCCUGGACCACCCCAGAUGCUCAGCUGAGGACUUCAAGCCUGCCUCAAAAUGCCCGCCCAGAUCCCUUCCUCGGCCCUGGCCAUCUAGGGGGCCUCGUCUUGGACAUGGAGAGGGUAGCUGACACAUGAGGGAGCCUGGGUGGAUGACUAAAGCCAGUGGGGGGUGCUUAUUUAUGAAGGGAAAACAAUUAAAUUAUUUAUUUAUGGAGCGUGGAGAGAAGGGAAUAAUAGCGAGACAUCAGAAGAAAGAGCUAAUACACCCAAGAGAUGACAAGUGAGAGGGCGUGGGCACAAGGAUGACCCAGUGAGAGAUAGAAAGUGUGGCUCUGAGGGACCAAGGGGUUCUGGAAGGAAGUGAAAAGCUCUUAAGAGCCAGCCGCUGCUUAACUGGACACCCCACAAGAUGUUUGACCCUCGAUGAAGCCAAAUAAACCUCUUUUCUCUGAAA